Falco peregrinus (peregrine falcon) is the source of this 2123-nucleotide messenger RNA. RefSeq names its product tumor protein p63 regulated 1 like (gene TPRG1L). The record is from RefSeq and is a predicted model, not a curated record. Gene Ontology annotation, cellular component: cytoplasm; synaptic vesicle. Lineage: Eukaryota; Metazoa; Chordata; Aves; Falconiformes; Falconidae.
CCCGCCCCGGAAGGCGGCGAGAGCCCGGCCCGGCCGCGAUGCUGCAGCUCCGGGACACGGCGGAGGGCGGCCCGGCCGGCAGCCCCGGCAGCCCCGCGGCGGCGAUGCUGGUGCCGGAGGAGACCGGGCCGCCCUUCGAGCCGCCCGCCGCGCCCCGCCAGACGCUGCGGCCGCUGAGUGUGCGCACCGCCACCCGCGGCGGCCGCCUCCGCCAGUACUUCGUGUUCCGGCCCGGCACCAUAGAGCAAGCAGUCAAUGAAAUCCGCGUGGUCGUGAUGCCCACCGAGGACGGGGCAGUGCAGAGCGUCUGGCUGCUGACCGAAAUUGAUCACUGGAACAACGAGAAGGAGCGUCUUAUUCUUAUCACAGAUUGGUCCCUCCUGAUCUGCAAAUACAACUUCAUCAGCCUGCAGUGCCAGCACGUGACAAGGAUAGCCCUCAGCGCAGUCGAUACCAUCUCGGUCGGGGAGUUUCAGUUCCCACCUAAAUCGCUGAACAAGCGAGAAGGUACUGGUAUCCGAAUUCAGUGGGACAAGCAAAGCCGCGCCUCCUUCAUAAACAGAUGGAACCCGUGGUCCACAAACAUCCCGUACGUCACCUUCACCGAACAUCCGAUGGCAGAUGCUGAUGAGAAGAUUGCAUCCCUUUGCCUAUUGGAAAACUUCAAAACUCAGCUAAUUCAAGCUGUGAAGAAAGCCCAUAAGGAGUGUCCGUUGCCAGGAAGGGCUAAUGGCGUGCUAGUGCUGGAGCGUCCUCUUCUGAUCGAGACCUACCUGGGAUUGAUGUCCUUCAUCAACAAUGAGGCCAAACUUGGCUACUCCAUGACAAGGGGCAAAAUCGGAUUAAAAUCCACUGCAUUUAAUCUUUUCAAGGGGAGGUGAUUUUGGUCUCCUGGGGGGAGCACGCUGUGUGGCAGAAUACGUGAUAAAGUGAAGAUGCUGGGAGAAUGAAAGGAGGCAGCUGUAGAAUUAACGGUUCACAGGAGGCCCUGGUUGUUAUGGAGAUGCACAGGUCAGAUUAAUCUGAAGCAAACACAAGGUAGUGUCAUUCUUCUAUUUUGUGUCGAAUUUACAGUUCUUACUGGUUCUCAUACAGGGCUAGUCAGCAGUGAUGUUUUCCAUUUCUAACUGCGUGUUCGUCCCCAUUAAUUAAGUGCAAUUGGUACCUGCUACAAACACUCCACACAAAUAUCCAAGAUACAGGAGAUUGUACAUGCCAUAUUACAGCUGUAUCCCUAUAUAUGGUGUCAAAUCAUGUAGUGUGCUCAGGAUCGAUCUGUAUUGUUUAAAGAGGUAUUGGUGUUCACGGUUCACUGUAAUCCUAGCAUUUUGAUUAAUGCCUGUGAAGAAUUUCAAAAGCUGUGUCAGUCAUUCUUUAGCAAAAGAGUCAGCUAAUUUUGUAACAGCUGUACUGUUUUGUCUGCUCAGAAGCAGUGCACAUGAACUAUUACUCUGUAAACCGAAGUAUAUGGCUGAAAAUGUGUUUAUUAGCUUUUUAUAAAUAUCCUUCCGUCUAAGAGUGUCUUAACUUCCUAGCUUAUUACAUGUUUUCCUGCUGCAGCCAUAGAAUAAAGACUCUUUCGAGAAAAUAUUGCCAAAAGCCUCAAACACAUUUGCCUUCAAAGCUAUUAUUUAUAAAACUAAAAAGGAAUUCUAUUUUGAUUAGAUUUAUAUUCUUAGCAAUUUUUCUUACAUCUACUCUAGUUUGGGACAGCAGCAGUGCAGGACUUUUUAAUGGAGACAGAUAAAACUUUAAGCACUGUAUGCCAAUCUUGAUUUAUAUAUUCCUGCACUUCACCUCCUACAAACAUCCAGUAAUGAAAUUCAGAAGCCACAUAAGAGACAAGUAAAUUGCUCAUGAGGUUACUCUAGCAAGCUUUUUCAUUGUGUGUGACCUUCUAUACGUGGUGUUUUAUCAGGGUAUUUAUCUGCAGAACUACAAUACUGACUAAACGCUGCACUGCAGUGGUGUUUUUUGAACUUCAAGUAGAUGUGUCUUUAUGAAACUUACAUAAAGCUGAAAUCAUGGUGGAAUGCAACAAGGCGCAUGCCCCUCUCAAUGCAUUUUCUAAGAUACCGGUUUAAUUUUCAUUAAUCUUGCAGUAAAGUUACAUUUCAACUCUA